Austrofundulus limnaeus is the source of this 942-nucleotide messenger RNA. Its product is annotated as gamma-aminobutyric acid receptor subunit rho-2. Gene Ontology annotation, cellular component: membrane. The record is from RefSeq and is a predicted model, not a curated record. Gene Ontology annotation, biological process: monoatomic ion transmembrane transport. Gene Ontology annotation, molecular function: transmembrane signaling receptor activity; extracellular ligand-gated monoatomic ion channel activity. NCBI's taxonomy places the organism in Eukaryota, Metazoa, Chordata, Actinopteri, Cyprinodontiformes, Rivulidae.
GUACAACCGUUUGUACAUCAACUUCACUCUGAGGCGCCACAUCUUCUUCUUCCUGCUGCAGACCUACUUCCCUGCCACUCUGAUGGUCAUGCUGUCCUGGGUGUCCUUCUGGAUCGACCGCAGGGCCGUCCCUGCCAGAGUCUCGUUAGGUAUCACCACGGUGCUCACCAUGUCCACCAUCAUCACUGGAGUCAACGCCUCCAUGCCCAGGGUGUCCUACAUCAAAGCCGUGGACAUUUACCUCUGGGUCAGUUUUGUUUUUGUUUUCCUCUCUGUGCUCGAGUACGCUGCCGUCAACUACCUGACCACGGUGAGGGACGGCGAGGACCGGAGGCUCCGAGAAAAAGUGAAAGAACAGUCCCAGAAUCUGCCCUGUGAUUGUGGCAUGCCUCAGAGCAAGACCAUGAUGCUGGACGAGACCUACGAGGCCGACGCCAGCAGCCUGGCCGGGUACAUCAGAACCUCCAAGGUGUCGGAGGACGAGUCAGACAAACAGGAGCAGAUGGUGGUGCGUUUAGCUUUGGACAGUGAGUUCUCGGGGAUAACUAAGAAGAAUCGUUUUCACCGAUUCUGCAUCAUCCAGAACACCCACACCAUCGACACGUUAUCUCGUGUGAUCUUCCCAGGCGCCUACACCCUUUUUAACCUGAUUUACUGGUGUGUGUACUGCUGAAUGUGUGUGUCUGAUCAUCACCCGCACCACAAAGACACAAACACUUCCUGGAUUUAAGGAAACUGAGUCAGGUUUGGCAACAUGGCUCCAGAAUCCACCGUCUGUGAAUAUGUCCGCCUGACUCAGGACCUCCUGUAGAGAAUAGAGAGAUUCUCCUUCCAGCAUCAGAAACUGAAGUUCUUCAUCUUCUGAGCUGCUUCCACUCUGCUGCUGGCUGUGGGCUGCCGUCUGUAAAGUUACACAGUCAAAAAUUACCACCGAUAUUUGUG